GAAAAGGGGUUAAAAAUGGUUCUGUAGUCACGUGCCGCGGGAUCUAAUGGGAGGAGCAGUUGCUGGGGGCCGCUUGGCGCUUCCUGUUUCCGGUUCCCAGAGUGGGGCUCACCGAGGCGCCUAGGGGAACGCUGGCCUCUCACACGAGAUCGGGGACUGGGGUCUGCGGCAGCCAGCUCGCUGGCCCCAAUUCCCAGCCCCAGACGGAAAUUCGCCGGGGGAUUCUGAGCGGUGGUUCCUUCCUUUGCCUGUGGCACGAUGCUGCCCUUCAAUAGCUGCUGGAAGACGGCACUGGUACUACUGCUUCUGCAAGCUGCAGCUGUGAAAGAAUCCUUGCAGACAGAAGAAAAAUGCGACUUGGUAGGAGACACGGGUAAAGAGUCAGAAAGGGAGUUAGCUGUGUUGAAGAAACUGAAACCACUUUUUAAUAAAAGCUUUGAGAGCACUGUGGGCCAGGGCCCAGACACAUACAUAUAUGUGUUCAGGGUGUGCCAAGAAGCUAGCAAUCGCACAACUGGAGCGGGCCUGGUGCAGAUCAACAAAAGUAAUAAAAAGGAGAAAGUGAUAGGGAGACUCAAUGAGACUCACAUCUUCAAUGGAAGUAAUUGGAUCAUGCUGAUCUAUAAAGGAGGUGAUGAAUAUGACAACCACUGUGGCAAGGAGCAGCGUCGUGCAGUGGUGAUGAUCUCCUGCAGUCGACACGCCCUAGCGGAUAAUUUUAACCCUGUAUUUGAAGAACGAGGCAAAGUUCAAGAUUGUUUCUACCUCUUUGAGAUGGAUAGCAGCCUGGCCUGUUCCCCAGAGGUUUCCCACCUCAGUGUGGGUUCUAUCUUACUUGUCACGUUUGUAUCACUGGUAGCUGUCUAUAUAAUUGGAGGCUUUUUAUAUCAGCGAUUGGUGGUAGGAGCCAAAGGAAUGGAGCAGUUUCCCCACUUAUCCUUCUGGCAGGAUCUUGGCAACCUAGUAGCUGAUGGUUGUGACUUUGUGUGUCGUUCUAAACCCCGUAAUGUGCCUGCUGCAUAUCGUGGUGUGGGGGAUGACCAGCUUGGAGAAGAGUCAGAAGAAAGGGAUGAUCAUUUAUUACCAAUGUGAUUGCACUUCAGAUGCCCUGCCUUUCUUCAGUCCCCCAAACCAAAGCAUACUCGGCCAGAUUUCUGAAGUGUCUCCACUCAGCUUUCAUUGAACCCUUUAUACUGCUUUUGCUUUUGUUUGCUUUAUAUAUAUUUGAAUCUUCUCACUAGAACUCCCUCCCCCUUUGUUCCCUAUCAUGUUUUCUUUUAAAGGUACAAUUGUA
Molecule: messenger RNA, 1294 nt
Organism: Elephantulus edwardii (Cape elephant shrew)
Lineage: Eukaryota; Metazoa; Chordata; Mammalia; Macroscelidea; Macroscelididae
Gene: M6PR
Product: mannose-6-phosphate receptor (cation dependent)
Exons: 7
Coding region: 259-1092 (277 amino acids)
Biological process (GO): protein targeting to lysosome
Cellular component (GO): trans-Golgi network; endosome; Golgi apparatus
Molecular function (GO): protein domain specific binding
Source: RefSeq, a predicted model, not a curated record